This is a messenger RNA of Homalodisca vitripennis (glassy-winged sharpshooter), 788 nucleotides long. RefSeq names its product D-aminoacyl-tRNA deacylase-like. Gene Ontology annotation, molecular function: D-tyrosyl-tRNA(Tyr) deacylase activity. The record is from RefSeq and is a predicted model, not a curated record. Lineage: Eukaryota; Metazoa; Arthropoda; Insecta; Hemiptera; Cicadellidae. The coding region runs from base 141 to 758 and encodes 205 amino acids. Gene Ontology annotation, cellular component: cytoplasm. The transcript has 4 exons. Gene Ontology annotation, biological process: tRNA metabolic process.
AUUGUUAUGUAACAAAUUGCCCAUUUAGUGUUACAGCGCUGUUAGUGAAAGAAGAGUAUUGGGAUUUGCUGAGUUUGUGAUGAGUGCAGUGUGAAUUGGUGCUGUUACAGUUAAUUAAUUACUUUUGUUGUUUUCUCAAUAUGAGAGCAGUUGUACAAAGGGUACAAAAUGCAUCAGUAACAGUGGAUGGACUGGUGAUAUCUGCGAUUGGUCAUGGCUUGUUGGUCUGGGUCGGUUUUGGUUCUCAAGACAAAUCUAGUGAUCUGCAUUACAUGGUGAAUACACUUCUUUCAACCCGGUUAUUCCACUCUGAACACAAUGCCCAUCGAUGGACCCGCACGGUAAUGGAUUGUGGAUACGAGAUCCUUGUCCUGAGUCAAAUCAGUCUGUACUCCACCAUGUAUCUAGAGAAACCUUACUUCUACCAAGCUAUGAACGCUCGACGAUCGAAGCCAUACUAUGAGCGCUUCCUAAGGACUCUCAGGAGGACUUAUCAACCAGACAAAAUAAGAGAGGGGAGGUUCGGAGCAGGGUAUUCAGUGACAACCCAGACCAGAGGUCCUGUCUUUAUUAUAGAGAGCUUCAAUGAGCAUCCUAUCUCGUACAUGGGUCCUAUAGGCCCGCCCCCUCCCUACCCCUAUCACCCACCCCCCAUGUAUGGGGGUCCCCCACCACCACACGUUCCUGUCAAUCAAUCUUAUCAGGCCGCUCCUCCUCCGUACCCAUAUCCUGACUAUCCCAACUACCCUACCUAUUAGUAUAAUAAAUGUGCAAAAAGUAAAUUAAAA